AUGUGUGCCCUGGUGUCAUCCUCGACGUGGGUCAUGUUCGCAACGUACAUGGGCUGGCCCGUCUCAACCACACACUCGAUCAUCGGAGCACUCAUCGGCAUAGGCAUCAGCGGCUACGGCUUCGAUUCUGUUAACUGGGGUUGGGAUGGGAAGGGUGUUGCGCAGAUCGUGACUUCGUGGUUCGUGUCUCCGCUCCUUGCGGGUCUCAUUGCGGCUGUGAUCUAUCUAAUCACACUGUAUGUGGUCAUGAAGAGCAAGAACUCCCUCAAGAGGGGUAUUUGGGCCAUUCCCAUCUAUUUCACCAUAACGACUUUCAUAGUCUCCUUCUAUGUUGUGUCGAAGAAUGGACAGACCACCUUGUCAAUCUCGGCCAAGUCGACGGGUGGUAGCCUUCAAGUCACGGGAAAUGUCGGUCUGGCGUUCGGCAUCAUUGGAGCCAUCACCGGUGCAAUGUUGAUAUUCUGUGUUGGCUUCCUGGUGCCGUACUUCAUCCGCCGGCUGCAGAACGAGGAGUCGCUCAAGUGGUACCACAUCUUCAUCAUCCACUGCACGCCCACGCAGCCUCAAGACCCCAAGAUCGACUUGUGGCUCAAGCGCGCGUUCACGCCGCAUCUGCUGCAGGACGACGAGAAGCGCGAGCUGGGCAUGGAGGUGGAGGACGCCGAGGACGGCACCAAGGACGAGCUGGCAAGGCCGCCGUCGAAGAACCUGGUCGUGCGCGCGUUGAACAAGGUGAAGACGCUGCUGUACCGUUCCAUCUUCAUGGACGUGGCCUCGGUGCAGAAGGACAGCCACGGCGCCGUGCAGGCGCAGGAGGUGGCAGUGGUGUACGACAACAAGACGGAGUACCUCUACUCGCUGCUCCAAGUCGUCACAGCGUCCUUCGCCUCCUUCUCCCACGGCUCCAACGAUGUAGCCAAUGCCCUCGGCCCCCUGGCCGGCGUUUAUCAGAUCUGGAACGACGGCAGCUUCAGCACCACAGCCGAAGUACCCCGGUGGAUGCUCGCGUACUCUGGCAUUGCGAUUGACUUCGGCCUCGCUCUCUGCCCAUCUGAUCCCCCAUCUGAGUCCUAA
Messenger RNA from Closterium sp. Naga37s-1, 1074 nucleotides. Lineage: Eukaryota; Viridiplantae; Streptophyta; Zygnematophyceae; Desmidiales; Closteriaceae. The record is from the annotation of a GenBank genome assembly.